AUGGCUGCUCCCCCGACUGAACCAGGCUCUUCAAGCCAACAGGUUAUGACUGCCCAAGUUACGGAAGCUACUCCGCUGAGUAGGGGUGUCGGCCACAGCACACUCGAAGGAGAACUGAGGGGCCCAGAUUAUGGUGGCCAGCAGUCUAUGCCGCCACAGCUGCCGAACGGAGUGACAAGGGCCUCUCCCACGUCUUCUAUGCGCACGGUGGAUGGUAUAGAGUCGUUGCCCUACAGUCCUGCAGUGGAUUCUUCGACCAGACCGGGUCAGGCUUUUUUCCAAGAGGCCUGGCCAGCCCAACCGCGAGACCCCGAUGUGGGAUCAUCGGAAUCCAGAAGUGGAGAAGGUGUACCAGCAGCUUUCAGGUGGGUGCAUCGACUUGGUGAUUUUCUACGUUCGCACUCUGCGAUGGAAACCUUUACAACGAUGACAAGGCAACAGCCGGUGAGCCCAGCUAAUGGUGGCGGAGGUUUCGUGCUGCAACAGCAGAGGGUGCAGAGGACAACAUCGCCUACGGCAUCCCGUUCUGGAAGGCAGUUGGAUGGAAGUGCGACCGACCAAGGAGGAGGUCUACCAUUGCCGGUGGAAGAGAGUCCGCCGUUGUUCGGACGAGCAGCAGCAAGGAGGAUGGAGGAGUGGGCAGCGCAAGCUCCGCUGCUUCAUGGAUCCAGUUCUCGACCAGCUCUUCAAGAUGACGUUUCGUCGAACUCUAUACCACGUGAAGUGGUGGAAGAGGAGGUUCGGCGCCAAGUUCAGCUGGCUCUCCAGAGCCACCAACAAGGGAUGAUGGAUCUGCGAGAAGAAAAUCAGCGACUUCGGGAUCGGUUGUCGUCUACUCCUACGGUUUCGUACCUGAAGGCACUCGGGCUCAUCCGGCAGAGCAUGGAGUAUCAGGCGGUGAUCGGGCCUUUGCAACCAGUCGCGCAGUACCAGAAGGCAAUCGGGCUUAUCCUGCAGAUCAUGGAGUAUCAGGCGGUGAUCGGGCCUUUGCAACCAGUCGCGCAGUACCAGAAGGCAAUCGGGCUUAUCCUGCAGAUCAUGGAGUAUCAGGCGGUGAUCGGGCCUUUGCAACCAGUCGCGCAGUACCAGAAGGCAAUCGGGCUUAUCCUGCAGAUCAUGGAGUAUCAGGCGGUGAUCGGGCCUUUGCAAUCAAUCAACCAGUACCUGAAGGCACUCGGGCUUAUCCUGCAGAUCAUGGUGUAUCAGGCGGUGAUCGGGUCGUCUGAGAGAGCCGCUCAGGAGCUUGAGCGCAGAUCGAAGGCCAAGGUUGGCACGGAGUCCAACACGCGGUGUCCUACAAUCGCCGAGGGUGGGGAUCUUCGACAAGGUCUGAGUGAUGGAGAUAUUGGCGGUGUUCGUCCCACUGAAGCUGCCUAUCGGCCUUCGCCCACAGUGGAAGGGGUCACGUUCGGAGACUAUGGUCUUGGUUAUCCUCCUGGUCUGGGAGUACAACCUCCUCGAGCACCUCGAGAAGAACUGGUGGAUCGUGGCGGCGUCCAAGGCUCUACUCCGACAGAGGAACCGAAGGAACCUGAGAAGGGGGCCGCAGCCCCUAACCCUCUGGAUGUGCUGAUCACGGGGAUGAGUCAGCUGCAGCAGGUCUUGCUCAAGCAGAAGGGUGAGACCAUGGACCUCGAGCCGAAGGCGGUACAGGAGUUGGCUAAGCUUCCAGAGUACACCCCGGAGUCCGGCGCUACAGACUUUCAGGACUACUUGUACCUGGCGGAGCAGCAGAUUGGGAGCCUGGCAUCGGGAGCGGGGGACUGGUGGCAACGGACGUUGAGUGUGGCCCAGAAGGCUUAUGCGGAGUACCAGUCCCUGUCGCCGAUGAAACGACUAAGUGUGCAGGUGACUUUGCCCGCGGACCUACGGGAGGACAAGUACAAGCGACUGGAGCGCAAGGUGGCUUCCUUGAUGUUGGGGUCUUUACCUCGCGGAGUUCGAGAUGAGCUUGUGGCGCACAGAGUGCAGGGGGUCCAUCAGAUCCUCUUCAGGUUGAUGGUGGUCUUCCAACCGGGCGGUGCUCAGGAUCGCGCACAGCUUCUUCGGCAGUUGGAUGUGAACGAGUCCAGCGCGGGCCCAGCAGAGGCGGUGAUAGCAAUCCGGCGAUGGUACCGGCUCCUCCAGAGGGCAUCCGACCUCAACAUAGCGUUGCCAGAUGAGUCGCUGCAGGUGAGGUCGUUGUCUAACAUCGUAAAGAAGACCGCGGACCAGUAUGCCGACUUCAAGUUCCGAGUGGCUUUGGCAAAGACGGAGCUGCAGAUUGACUCGAGGCCGAGUCAAUCAAACGUGAUGAGGUUCCUCCAGCACCUUUUGGCGGAGCUUGAGCAGUUGGGUGGCGGGUCCAGACGCGGCCCAGCAACCACGUCCUCUACUACCACAGCGGGAUCUGGAGCGACGGCUCCCGCGGGCUCUUCUACCACCUUGAAGGGAAUGCAGCAGAGCGUUGAGGAUGCAAAGGGCAAGGGAAAGGCUACGCCCCCUGCGCCUAAGAAGGCUUGCCAGUGGUUUGGUACCGAUGCUGGAUGCAGGAAUGGCAAGUCGUGUGGGUUUACCCACUCGUGGCAAGGGUUGAACCGUACAGAGCGAUGUUUGCUCUGUGGGAGCAAGCAGCACCGGGCGAAGGAUUGCGCUACGAAGGACAAUCCGCCUUCGCCUACACGUGCUCCACCUCCACCACCAAAGGCGACGGCAGCAGCUUUAUCCACUACUUCUUCGACCACGGCUGUGAGCGGAACUCCGGCGGCGAAGGCGGCUGCGGUGCCACCGAUUGUGGUUCCUGAUUCGGCCCCCCCCAUUGGGAGCGCUACCUCUAAUGGAAACAAGAUCGACGCGGCCAAGAUGACGGAGAUCCUGACCGAGACGAACCGGAUGCUGAAGACCUUGACGGAGCAGCAGGUUUCGGAACCAUCUACUACGGCACCUCCCACGGAUCCUCUGGUGUUGAUUCAGCAGCAGUUGGAUGAGGUUCGAAGGAUGAAGGUGAUUCAAGUGAAGGGACCUGAGAGUUCUACGGCGCCCUUCUCCAGUGCGGUGGCUUGGUAUGAAGCAAGGUUGAGUGCUUCUACGUGUGCUCAGCCCUCCGCUGCUGAGGAGGGCGAAGCGCUCUUGGACAGCGGGGCCAGCCACGCUUACAGACCAGCCUUGUUACCUCAAGAUGCUACGACAACCAAGACGGUUACGGUGACAUUGGCGACUGGAGAAGAGCGGAAUCUUGCUCAGACGGGCGGCGGCACGCUACUGGGGGAAGAAGGGUCAGAAGCCAUUGUUCCGAUGGGGCAGCUGGUGCGACUUCUGGGUUGCCGCAUUUCAUGGACUCCGUCGAAACUUACUGUUAUCCACCCAGUCCAUGGACGCUUGCAAGUUCGACUAAGGGGCCAGUGUCCGGUGAUGCCCGUUUCCCAGGCGAUGACCUUGAUUUCGGAGCUCGAAGAAGCAAGGAUAAGGGAGUUUGAGAAGACCGUUGCAGACCUGAGGUCUCAGGUGCGUGUGCUCCGUGAACGGGGCAGGGAAGAUUGGAGCUGGCAGCGGCACUUGAAGUCGUUCUGUGAAGAGGGCGACCGUACGUCUAUGGCAGGUUUCCUUCACACGUGCCCGGUCUUUGCGGCCCUUCCCCCAGAAGUUCUACUUGGUCUUCCUGAGGCAGUUCCGCCGACCUUGAAGGAUGGGUGGAAGAUGCUGAAGGGGCUGCCUUGGUCCCGAGCGAAGCGCAAGGUUUUGUUCCAGAGUGACAGCUGGGUUGUCCACCUGUGUGCGGGAGACAAUCGAUCUUGGGAGGCUAAGGAGCAGCAGUCUAUGAGACGGGCUAUGUGGAGUAGUUCCUUGACCGGGAGCGAUGUGAUCGUCGAUGUGGACAUCGCAGACUCCAAGCACAUGGAUUUGUUACAGCAAGGUGCUGUGUUUCGUGUGUUGGCCUGGGCCGCGAUGCAUGGAAAGAUCAAGGCGGUUGUUGGCGGGCCCCCAAGGCACGGCUUCCCGUCUGCUGAGAAGGAGGUGAACUAUACACCGCAUCAACUCAAGGAAAUGAAGUUGGCAGUGCGCCUUCUGUCCUUGUGGUACAUUGCUGAAGCCGGACGAUGUGAGGCUUGGAAAAAGGGGGCAUUGAAGCAGAUGCCUUUGAAACCUCACGUUGGACUGAUGUUGGAGCACCCGGCGGCGCAAGAGGGGCAGCGUUCAAUCUUUGAUCACUUGAUCUGGAAGUCCUUCGCUGAGGAAGAGCUGAUGGGAGAGGUGAAGAUCAUGAUGAAUGGCCGAAAAACAGUCCUGGGGAGCAACUUAAACCUUUGGCAUCUUGAAGGGGCUUCUUUCGGGGCGCUGACCCCGGGAACUCCUGGUUGUUCAGUGUGGCCGAUGGAGCUGGUGGCUCAUGUUGCUGGUGCUCUAAGGAGUUGGGCGGGACUACGUCAUCGUGAAGGACUCUUGGCCUCGCUAACAAGAAGGUUGCAAUCUUCCGAGGAUGCAAAGGGUGGCUUGGCAAAGUUUGAUGUGGCCGAAUGGAAGCUACAUUUGCAACGUGAUCAUCUGCCCUACAGGAGAGACUGUCGGGUUUGCAUCGAGCGAGCCAGUGGAAAACCUCACCGCAAGGUCACGCACCCGUCGGCGUACAGUUUGGCAGUGGAUGCAGCUGGUCCCUUCAGAGUGAAGGGCGCGGGUGGCUACAAGUACCUGAUGGUCGGUUGCUACAGAUUUCCUAAGAUGGCGGGAAUUGGAGAGAAAAAGGAACCGGCAGUUCCUGAUGGAGAGAUCGCUCCCGGCCCCGAUGAUGGUGGCGAUUGGAUUUCUGACGGCGAUCCAGUUGUUCCUGGGAUCGGUGACCCGAUGGAGGAAGGGAUGGCCGAUGUGGGACUGGAGGAGGCCAAACCGGAGGAGGAGCACUCUUUAGACAAGGAGGUCGAGGCCCUUAGGGAGCUUGCCAAGCCGCUUGAGUUCUCCUCGGUGUACCUAGCCAGACCGAUGAAGUCCAGAAGCAAGGCGGAUGCGCUUCGAGCUGUUCAAGAACUUUAUGUACAACUUCGGAGCCAAGGGUUUCCAGUUUGCAAGCUGCACAUGGACAGGGCACGCGAACUUCAAACAGAUGCGCUCGAAGCAUGGGCUGCGGCACGGGACAUUGAUGUGACCCGGACCCAAGGUUCGGAUCCACCCGCCAAUGGGACGGCAGAGAGGGCUGUUGGCUACUUAAAGUCUCGCAUGCGGGUUCUUCUGGGCCAAGCGAAACAACUUGGUGAUGUCGAUGAUGAGACGUUGCGUUCAUGGUGGCCUUUUGCAGCCGAGACAGCAGUUGCCCAGCAUCAAGCCCUGGUCUUUCAGCGAAAACUACCUACGGUGGCCCGCUUUGGAUCCAAGGUCUUUACCAAGAGGAAGGGCUAUGGAGUCGGAGGUCGUUUCGAUCUACAACCUCGUUGGCUGUCGGCUACUUACCUGGGUCCGGCCCGUUCCGUUCCAGGGGGGCACUUGGUGUUCACCGAUGAGGGGAACCUGUGGUAUACCACCCAUAUUCGUCAGUUCGAGGACCCUCCGGCCGAGGACGAAGCUUAUGAAGCUGAGGCAGAUGAGCCUGUCCCACCUGCUAGGCGAGUUCGACGGAAAUCUUCAAUUGUUGACCUUGCAGGUGGAGUUGGUUUGAUGCCAGGGAUGAGUGGCGAGCCUCUCGGGGACGGUGCUGCUAAGGCCGGGUUGAAGUCGAUUGUGAAGGUCGCGGAGCAAUCUACCAGUUCGUCGUCAGAUGAGGUGGCGUCCGAGGCAAUGGUGCUUGACGAGUUUGAGGUGCCCUCGGAGUUCUCCCAGAAGGUUGAGGGUGGCGGCGAUCAAGGUGAUCUAGCAGCAGAAUUUCUACGUGAUGGCCGUUUUACAAUGGAGGACUGUCUAAGGGUCUUGGAAAAUGAAAGGUUCCUGAAGACCAGGAAGCAGAGAGCCUCGGCGUGGAAGGACAAUGAGGCACCCCAAGUGCAUACCACGUUGGGAGCAUUUCAGCGGGGACCUUGGUCGGGUGUUACGACAGCUACUACCAGGCAUCGAUCAUUGACUGAGUACUUGGUCGCGCUGUACCAGCACCAUUGUGGUCCGGGUGCUACUUUUACCUCUAUGACUGUGGCUAGAGACUUGUGCACGGACGCCCACCGAGACAAAUUCAACCUACGCAACUCCAAGAACUAUGUGAUCACCGUUGGGAAUUUCUCUGGAGGUGGAAUUUGGCAGGAGGGUGUUUGCGACGGCAGUCCACAAGUUUCCAUUGAGACGGAAAGUGGCAAGGUUGUGAAUGGGUUCGUCAGUCCGGUACACAACCGGGUUGUGAAUGUGGACCCAAAGAAACUACACAAAACUAUGCCCUGGGAAGGUGGCCCAAAGUGGACGAUCAUUGCGCACACCGUCGGGUACCAUGGGAAACUGAGCGAGGACCAUAGAGGAUGUUUGAGAGAUCUUGGCUUUGUGUUGCCCUCCAAUCCGGAGCUGAAGGUGAUGAAGACACCAGAUGUUCAAGUCCGUGAAGGCGGUGGGGAGGCAUCAUUGGACAUUCCAGGACAAUUUCCUCCUUCUGAUGAUCCUGAGGAGGAGCUAUGGACUCGAAUUUGGACAAGAAGGCUCCUGGAUGAGGAGGAGGUUCUGGCAGCUGCGGUUCCUUCCAAAUGGUCCGAAGACUUCAAGGGGGUGUCCGAGGCGAACAUGAAGAUCGCUGAGGAGUAUGAUCAACUCGAGAGGUUGUGCAAGGACCGCUAUGAUGUUGAGGGAUGGCUCACGUUGUGUAAGCUGGCCGAGGGACCAGAAGAAACACAUGGGGUGGAAGCGCUGUUGGAGGUUUUGUCCAAUCCCCUCAAGGUUGUCUACACUGUGCCAUUGGAUGAAGUCAAGCAGUUCAUUGGGAGGUGGACCGAGGCCAUAGUGAAGGAGGCGGAUGCCCUGAUCAAGGCUAAGGCUUUGGUACCUUUGUCUCAGGAGGAGCAGCGUGCGCUCGAAGCAAGCGGAAAAUUGGUCAUCCUUCCGGCAAAGGGGGUGUUCACUGUGAAGCCGCCUGAUCAAGAACGACUAGUCGGUGAUGAUGGUCAACCUCUUCCUCCUGGUGAUCCCUCCUUCUACAAGAGAAAAGCGAGGCUUGUUAUCUGCGGAAACUUUCAAGGAAAGCAAGCUCAGGAGGACUCCUACGCGGGAGGUUGUCAGACGGACAGCCUUCGAAUCAUGCUUGUGCGCUGUGCCGUACUAGGUUGGUUCAUUGCCUCGACCGACAUUCGCAAUGCCUUUAUCCUUGCCCCGAUCCAGGAAGAAGAUGAGGAGGAGGACACGGUUUAUGCUCUUUACCCCCCAAAGGUCCUUGUGCUUGCCAAGGUUGAGUACGCUCUUCGGCUGUGGAGAGUUGAUCGUGCUCUUUAUGGUUUUCGUCGCUCUCCUAGACUUUGGGGAAGGUUCAGAGAUAAGCGUUUGAGGUCGGCAAGGAUCGAGUUUGAGGGUGGCUACAUCUACUUGUCUCAGCACAAGGCCGACGAGAACAUUUGGUCGGUUAAGGUCGUGUCAGCCGAAGGUGAAGAAAGGGUACGAGCCUACAUCAAUGUGUAUGUCGACGACAUCUUGUACAUCGGAGAAGUUCCGGUGAUCGAAGCGGUGCAGAGGUGGCUGACCAGUGAAUGGAAGGCCUCCGAGUUGUCAUGGGCUUCUGAAAAGGUUGACAUCAGGUUCUUGGGCCUGGAGAUCGGGCGAACCAAAUGUGGAGGCGUUCGGAUUCACCAGGGAGGCUACAUUGAUGAGCUGCUGAGGCAUCACAACAUGACUGAGGAAAAGGGCUACCUCACUCCGUGUCCACAAGAAUGGCUUCUUGGUGAAGCAGAAUGCCCUGAGGAGGAGCAUCCUCUGGAAACUUUGAGGAGAGCUCAAACCUUAACGGGUGAAGUUCUCUGGCUGAGUGGUAAGUCAAGGCCUGACCUCAUGCAUGCGAUUGCAACUAUGUCGUCUUGGUGUUUGCGGAAUCCUUCGUUGGUGGAGCGGAUUGGUGUGAGAGUUUUGGGGUACCUGAAGCAAACCCGGAACUUAGGUCUCGUGUACGAGCCAACAAGCGCCGAUCACUACAUCGAGGGCUUCUCGGACGCAUCCUUUGCACCAAGUGGAAGUCGGAGUGUUGGUUGCAGCUUGACUCGAUAUCUGGGUCAGCCAGUUGCCUGGCGCUCCGGACGGCAGGCCCUAGUUUCCUUGUCUGUUGCUGAAGCGGAAUUGAUCGAGGCUGUCAGUACUGUUCAACUUGCUUAUGGUGUGGCUUCAAUCACAGAGGAGAUUCAUGGAGGCCCACCCGAGAUCGUCAUCAAGGUUGACAACACUGCAGCGAUAGGGUUGUGUAACGAGAGCAGUGGUACUUGGAAGACGCGCCACCUCAAGGUGAGGGCUUUCCACCUGAGGGAAGCAGUCCGGUCCAAGGAACUUCGCGUUGAACACAUCCCUGGACUUCAGCAGUUAGGGGACUUGGGAACCAAGGCAUUCCACCGACCUCGACUGCAAGAGCUUCUUCGUCUUUGGGGCCUACUGGAGCCAGGAGAUUCUUCGACUGUUGAAGUUGAAGGAGGUCAUUCCCAUAAGGCGCGGGUGAACGGCACAAUGGCUGUGCUGGCCAAACUGGUGCUGCUUAUGGGGUGGAUGGUUCAAGGAUCCAGGGCGUCUGAGACAGACCGUGGAGCGGGACUGGAAGUGAGUUUCCCCUGGGAGAUGUAUGCUGUCGGGGGCCUCAUGUUGGUUGCUUCGAUAGCCGUGUGGGAAGGAGUCAAGUGGAGGUUGCAGCAGACGAUUUCCGAGGAGGUUGCGCGCUACGAUCUGGAUUCUCAGGAAGUGCAGGCGGAGGCGAUCUACACCCACGCGUUUGACACCCACAAGGGCCCGAUCUUCGUGGGAGUCGAGCGUGAAUUCUACGGUUUCUGUUGGGAUCCAGACGGCGCUCUGCAAACCGAGGAGGAGUGUUCGUGCCCGCUGAACGGAAUCGUGGCUCAAGACAUGAAAAGGGUUCGGCCAGCUUUCUUCAUGUGCUUUCUGGUCCCUUACGACGACCAGAUGCUCUUCGAGCACUUUGAGAAAGCAAUGAAUAGACCCUAUGGCGACAUUCGGCGCGCUCCGCGCGGCAGCGAUCGCUCCCGCCGCAGCUGGCAGGGUAUGAGCCCAAACCUCACGCAUACCAUCGAGGGUGAAGCUACCGGCCCAGACUACGGGCGUGCGGCUCUCGAGCCGCUGCGUGAUCUUCAGAGUGAGAGUGGGAGACAGGAUGCGGCACAGCUGAUGAAUGGUGUGGGUGGAAGUGCGGCUACAUUGAGUGGUUUGCCUCAGCCUACGGGAACCAGUGCUGUGCGUGGGGCAGGGACGGCUAUGGUGGCACCAGUGCAAGCGCUGCGUGAGCUUCCAUUAGAGAGUGGAACUGCGGGCUUGCCUACUUCCCGAGUGAGGGAUGAAACCGGACCGGGUGACGCGGCGCAUGGUUUUUCCGGACAGGUGCGCGACGAUACGUUUACGAGUGGAGCACCGUUAUUUCCUCAGUUCUUUCCCUCACCUCUGCCGGGCCAAUCACCGGUGGCUACUCGUGGGGCGUCGACUACAAGGGCAGCAACGUGGUUGUCAAAGAUCGGCGACUACCUUCAGAGAACUGUGGAAGUGACUUCAUGGUCGGCGCACGGGUCGCCGGGGCAAGCUUCUCCAGGGCAGUGGCCCCUUCAAGAUGGUUCUUUGGCUACAGUUCGUCCGCAGCUGCCAGUGGCAUCUCGCCACCCGGCACCUGCGGUGGAAAACAGGCCCCCAUCGUCUUCGGGGUCCGCUGGGAUUUCGCCAGAGCUUGUCCAGGCGGAAGUGGCCAAGCAAGUGGAAGCUGCAAUGGGUGAUCUUCACGAUCAACUUCGGCGAGAACGGCAGCGCACGGAUGAGGCCAUGCGUGAAGCGAAGCUCCUGAAGCAACAGUUGGAGGCUCAGGAAAUGAGAGUGAUGUUGGAGCCGAGACAAGUUGCGGCUCUUCAGUUACCGCCCCCUCCGGGGUUGCAGGAUCGUCCUGGGCAGAGCCUCGGAGUUUCAGGAGUUACCACGAAUCAUCCUCCCCUGGUCCCUUGUGAUCUAGAUGAUCAGCAGCAGGUGUCGGUUGCCCGGGGUCUACCUGGUCUUCAGCAUCAAGGUGCCGGUCCCCAUGGCGGAGUAGACUACGGUAGAGAAUUGAGUUCUACAGUGCAAGUUGGUGAUGUUCCGGGAGUUUAUCAAGGCGUAGAACCUGGCGAUAUGAGCAUCGGAGUUUCAGGAGUUACCGCGAAUCAUCCUCCUACUGGUCUUUCUUCACCGAUGCCGGCGUCUAGGCCACGAGCAAGAACGCAGUCACCAGGUCCCCGUGCCUUUUUCCAAGGGCUCUUCAGUCGCAGUGGUCAAGAUAAAGAUGAACCGCCGAAGGUCUCUACUGCAGCUCCUACCUACAUGCCCGUGUCAGGAGCUCCGCAAGGUUCAGCAGCAGCAUCGGCAACACCGGAGAACAACUUGCUGGCAACCAUGGCCCGUGGGAUCGAAGCCUUACUCAGUCAACAACAAGCUCCGAAGGGUGACCGCCCAGAGACAGUCAAGCCGGGGAUCAGUGAGCUACCAGCUUUGCCGGAGUAUGAGCCAGCCACUGGAUCCAUUGACCUCCUUCAUUGGAUCACUCAUAUUGGUCCGAUCAUGGAAGACCUUUCUGACACGAGCUAUGCUUGGUGGCAUGCUACGAUGAAGGCAGCGCUGAGUUGGUAUGCUCGUUACAGCACGGCAGCGCCUCUGGAGCGUCUUCCACUGAGACCACAGCCGUCUUUGGAGUUGUCUAAGCCAGAAUGGAGCCGGGUGGAGCGACGUGCGACCGCCAUGCUCCUCACGGCGGUCCCCAAGUCGGUCCGGGAGGAGAUCAUCGCCUACGGCCAGGUGUCGUCCCUGAGCCUCCUUUGUAAACUCUAUGCCACGUACCAGCCGGGGAACUUGCAGGAGAAGGGGCUUGAGGAAGUGGAGUCUGUGGAGGAAGAGGGCGACUACGAUUGGAAUGGCGGUGGAUGUGAGUCCGAGUGCCACGACGGUGACAACCUUUCUUCACCACCUCCAGGCGGAGAUGGAGCAGCAAGCGAGGCUUGGGGCUUCCCGACCUUCGGCCUCAAGCACGCCUGGGCUGCGCGCUAUGUCGACUACGGAGUCUACCCCCUCGGGUACGCCUUCGGCAACGACUGCUCCGCCGCCGGGUACCAGGCCGUCGAAUGGGCUAUGCAAGUUCUUUCAGGGACUGCAAGUCGCCAGGAGGAGGACAAUCACCAACGAGAACAACACGAUGCUCCGCCGCGAAAGGUGAACUUCGAGGGUGACGGUGCCGUUCAAGCUAAGGUGCUGCAAGCUCUCAAGGAGGUCAAGGACCUCCCUUUGUUCAAGUCAGUGAUGGAUAGGGUUCAUCGCUGGACCUCUUCAGGUGGGCUUCCAUCGCCGCGUUCGAGGUUGGCGCUGCUGGACUCUGGGGCCACGCAUGUCUUGAGGGGGCCCCGAACAGGGUCUGAGUGGGAUCAGGCCAAGGAUGUGCAUGUGCAGUUGGCCGGCGACUCAUACACGUCGAUGAAGCAGACCGAGACCGGAUCCUUGUUGUCAGGGGACCAGCUUGCCCAGGUGAUCGUCCCGCUGGGAAAGGUCAUAUCGACGCUGGGAUAUUCGUUGAACUGGUCCAAGGAUGCAUGCCAGCUUGAGGGUGCUGAUGGUGAGGUUAUUCCGUUGGAGGUCGUUCGGGGCUGUCCACAAGUGAGUGAACACAUUGCUCAGCGACUAUUUCUCGCCUCGAAGGCGAUCAGCUUCAAGACCUACAUGAAGCUACGGACGCUACGGUCAAGGUCUUGA
Symbiodinium sp. CCMP2592 is the source of this 11823-nucleotide messenger RNA. Lineage: Eukaryota; Dinophyceae; Suessiales; Symbiodiniaceae. The record is from the annotation of a GenBank genome assembly.